Molecule: messenger RNA, 1353 nt
Organism: Stylonychia lemnae
Lineage: Eukaryota; Ciliophora; Spirotrichea; Sporadotrichida; Oxytrichidae
Source: the annotation of a GenBank genome assembly
AUGAGUAGUAGUGAAGUAGCGAUAUAACGAAUAGAUAAUUAAACCACAAAUCCUGAUAGAACUUACUUCAAUCAGUCAACGAAUGAUACAACUAAUUAAUCACCUUAAAAUGAGUAAAUAGACACUAAUACAACAGAUAACGCUCAGACAGAUGUGAGCUUCAGUCAUUUAUUCCCAGCACACUUGUAUUUAAAUAGAGGUAGAGAUAAUCAAUCAGGUUCUCAUUUGAACAGUCAUCAAUUUGAACUACCUAAAUAAAAUGCAUAUAUUGGUAAAGAUAUGGAUGAAGAUGCUUAUGAUAGAAUGCCUAUAGAGAACUUUGGAAAAUCAGUUCUAGCGAAACUAGGAUGGUCAGAGGGAAUAAUCUUAGGAAGAACUUCACAAAAUGGCAAAAUAGUUUAGCCAAUUGAUUACAUGCCUCGCUAGCAUCGUCUGGGGUUGGGAGCAAGACCAUUAACUAAGGAAUAAUUGAAGAAAAUGGGAGAUGAUUAUGAUAAGAGAAAACUAGCUGUAACUGAGGAUUACACUUAAUUAGAGGGAGCAGAGGGUAAGAAUUUUAAGAGUAUACAUACCUAACUCAAAUAGAGGGAGAAAAUGCAAAUAGGCAGUAUUGUCUGCAUUACAGGAGGCACCCAUAAGGGUCUAGAAGGAAAAAUAAUAGCCCUUUCUGAUCCUAAAAAGGGCUUAAGAUAGUAGUAGAAAGUCAUGGGUGAGGAAGUUAAUGAUGAGAUAGAUGGAGAUGCAUAUGUCAGCGUAGAACUUGCCCUUAAUUAAACUCUUAUUAAUGUAAAGAGGAAAAGAAUAGUACUGAGAAGUGAAAAUAGAUAACUAGAGUAAUUCUAAAAAGAAAAUGAUAAGGAAGAUUAGGAUAAAAAUAAUAAAAUGAAGAAUAACUAUGAGAAAUUUAGUAAAUCAAAUAAGAGAUCGCGUAGCAGGUCAUAUGAUAAUAGAAGAAAUAGAAAAGAUUAGAACAAGAAUUUCAAAAAGCUUAAGUGGAUAUUGCCAGGAUUAAUAGUAAGAGUGAUAUCGAAAAAAAUUGAGGAAGGAAAACUCUAUAACACUAAACUAAAAGUCACAGAUGUAUUAAAUGAAUCAAGAUUUUUGGCUGUCCCUCUCUAAGCUGAUAGUUCAAGCAAGCGAGUUUAUGAUGAUUUAAGAGAGAAGGAUCUUGAAACUGUUUUACCUAGAGAUUUGAAUGAACCAGUUGCAGUACUCAAGGGUGAAUUCAGAGGAGAGACUGGGAAAAUACUGUCUAAAGAUAAGAAAAAAGAUCAAGUUGUCAUUCAAGUUGGUCUCACAGACAUUGUUACAGUCUCACAGGAUGAUUGCUGCUAAAUAUCUAAUUAAGAUUGA